AUGCCAGAGCUCACCGCAGAGCUCGCCGCGAGUCGUCACAUCGGCGAUGCGUGCGCGCUCAGGGCGUGCGCCAUCACGGGCGUCGCCCCAGAUGCGCUGAAUCGCGCGUCGACGUCCUCCGGACGGCCCAUCAAGCGCUUGGACUUGACCGAUAACGCGUUGACGUCGCUUGAGAACUUGAAAUCGAGCGAUGUGACGUGGUUUUCGUGCGCGAAUAACGCGCUGAGUGGAGACGCGCUCGUCCCGCUCGGGCGCGCGUGUCCGGCGGUGCGCAUCUUAACGUGCUCAGGAAACGACGGAUUGCGAUCGCUGAAGGGGGUUGAGAAGAUGAGAUCCAUAGCCGCCAUCGUGUGCUCGCAGUGCGGGAUCGAAGACUUGGAAUCGGUGAGAGGAUUGAGAGAACUGAAUACGCUCGCGCUCGGGUCGUGCGCGAUUCGGGACGUCGGCGACGCGCUGAGCGAAUUACCGUCUCUUCGAAAGCUGAACCUGUCGAAACAGCGCGAUGGAAUUCGUAAGUUUGGUUUAGAGGCGCUGAAGUCAUCCCGAGGCCUUCGUGAGUUGAGGUUGUCGCACAACGCGUUGAAGACGGUUCCGGCGUGCGUGCAGCGGACGCCGAAUUUGCGAAUCCUGGACGUCGGCCAUAACCAAAUCGCAGAUUGGGGGGACGUCAGCGCGUUAUCGGGACUGGAGAAAUUAGAGCAACUCACGAUGCGUGGUUGUCCGAUAGCGAGUGAUCCGGCGUACGUCCAGCGAAUCGCUCGCAUGUGUCCCGGGCUGAAGUUGUUGGAUGGGAGGAAAAUGCGAGACGCGCUUCGGGGAGAGGAUCGAGAGCCGACGAGGGAUGAAGAUGAGGACGACGGCGUGGAACCAAACCACAGAGAAGAAGAAACCGGUGAGGAGAAGCAGGAGAUGAAGCAGAAGCAGGAGAAGAAGGAGAAGAAGGAGAAGAAGCAGAAGAAGGAGAGGAAGAAGUUGUCCGCAGAGCCGUCUUUCCUGGAGCUCAUGGCGCGCAAUAAGGGGAAAAUUUUAGAAGGCGGGGGCGCCGAAGUGGACGAAGACGAAGAGAAGGAUGAAAAAAAGCGCACAGGCGUGAUUAAGAUCUAUGAAAAUAAAGAGUUGAAGCGCCGAGGACCGUGCGGGAGCGACGCGCUGAAGACUUUGUUUGCUUCGCGCGAUGCGGGAAGCGGUCAGGCGAGCGCGUGGGACGAGGAGGACGACGACAAGGAGGACGACGAGAGGACGAAGGAGCCAAGGAAGAAGAAGACGAAAAAGGAGAAUCCAUCGGAGAAACCGUCGUCAAAGAAAGAAUUAAAAGAGAUGACACCCGAGGAGCGGAAGAAACAACUUCGACUCCAGCGAAAACGCGGCUACUGA
Messenger RNA from Ostreococcus tauri, 1374 nucleotides. Its product is annotated as Leucine-rich repeat. Gene Ontology annotation, molecular function: protein binding. The transcript has a single exon. The coding region runs from base 1 to 1374 and encodes 457 amino acids. The record is from RefSeq and is a predicted model, not a curated record. Lineage: Eukaryota; Viridiplantae; Chlorophyta; Mamiellophyceae; Mamiellales; Bathycoccaceae.